UCACCCAAACCCCACCCUCGCUGCAACCCUAAAAAACCCCUCCCUCCGAGGGUUUUGGCGCCAAUUCCUUGAACCCCAAAACCCCAAAAUCAAUCGAGAGAGCAAAAAGGCGGCCUCAGAAAUGACGGAAACAACCUCGCCGAUGGAGAUCGACGCCGCUCCUCCGUCGAUCCCCAGCAAGGGCAAGUCCGUAACCUCCCCCUCCGACCGCAAGUCCGCCCCCUGGGUCGAGUACCGCCCAGAGUCUCUCCCGCCACAACCGGACCAACAGAAGAGCGACAUCGUCGACACAAUCGAUCGGUUGACAAACGAAAACAAGCUGCCGCAUUUGCUUUUGUACGGACCGCCGGGGACUGGGAAGACGUCGACGAUCUUGGCGAUGGCGAGGAAACUGUACGGAUCUCAGUACCACAACAUGAUUUUGGAGCUGAAUGCGUCGGAUGACCGAGGAAUUGGUGUUGUUAGGCAGCAGAUUCAGGAUUUCGCGAGUGCUCGUAGCCUUUCCUUUGGUGCACCGGUUGCUGUGAAGUUGGUUUUGCUCGAUGAGGCAGAUGCAAUGACCAAGGACGCACAAUUUGCUCUGCGUAGAGUGAUUGAGAAAUACACAAAGAGCACUAGGUUUGCACUUAUAUGCAACCAUGUCAACAAAAUUAUUCCAGCUUUGCAGUCAAGAUGCACUCGAUUUCGUUUUGCUCCUCUUGAUGCUUCCAACAUUAGGGAACGGCUUCAAUAUGUUAUAAAGGCUGAAGGGUUGGAUGUAUCAGAGAGUGGCUUAACAGCCCUAGUACGGCUGAGCAAUGGUGACAUGAGAAAGGCUCUUAACAUAUUGCAGUCAACGCAUAUGGCUUCUCAGCAUAUAACAGAAGAAGCUGUCUACCUUUGCACUGGAAACCCAAUGCCAAAGGACAUUGAGCAAAUAGCCUUCUGGCUUCUUAACGAAUCUUUCACAGAUAGUUUUAAGUAUAUAUCUGAUACCAAAAUGAAGAAAGGGUUAGCUUUGGUGGAUAUUGUGAGGGAGGUCACUAUGUUUGUUUUCAAGAUUAAAAUGCCAUCAGCUGUCCGAGUAAAGCUAAUUAAUGAUUUGGCUGAUAUCGAGUACAGGUUGAGCUUUGCAUGCAACGAUAAGCUACAGCUCGGGUCACUCAUCUCAACUUUCACUACUGCUCGCUGUGCUUUGGUUGCUGCAGCUCAAUAAAAAUCGAAGUUGCUUUGAAUUAUUCCUACACCUUUGGAUUUAAUGAUAUAUAUGCAUGAGAUGGGCGUGUGUUUUCUCUGUAUAAUGUUGACUGAGGACUGGAUAGUGAAGUCAUGGAUGGAUGGUGUAUAUCUUUCUGAUGGAAUCAACUUUUUGGUAGAUCACAUAAUGGAAUGAAGUAUUUUGUUUA
Molecule: messenger RNA, 1385 nt
Organism: Asparagus officinalis (garden asparagus)
Lineage: Eukaryota; Viridiplantae; Streptophyta; Magnoliopsida; Asparagales; Asparagaceae
Product: replication factor C subunit 3
Biological process (GO): DNA-templated DNA replication; DNA repair
Cellular component (GO): DNA replication factor C complex; nucleus
Molecular function (GO): DNA clamp loader activity; ATP binding; DNA binding
Source: RefSeq, a predicted model, not a curated record